This is a messenger RNA of Ostreococcus lucimarinus CCE9901, 2001 nucleotides long. RefSeq lists its product with no specific name. The transcript has a single exon. The record is from RefSeq and is a predicted model, not a curated record. Lineage: Eukaryota; Viridiplantae; Chlorophyta; Mamiellophyceae; Mamiellales; Bathycoccaceae. The coding region runs from base 1 to 2001 and encodes 666 amino acids.
AUGCCGAGCGAUUCCGACGACGACGACGACGACGCGCGCGCGGACGCGCUCGAGGACGACGCGUCGCUGUCGCCGCUCGCGCGCGGGGGCGACGGCGCGCGCGACGGCGCGCGGGCGAAGACGGAUGCGAACGCGGCGACGUCGACGGGAACGGGACGACGAGGCGGCGCGCGCGCGACGCCGAGCGCGCGGAAGCGCGCGGGACGAGGGCGCGAGGCGGCGUCGGCGGACGCGAAGCGCGCGAAGCCCGCGACGGAGGGCGACGGGAGCGACAGCGAAGACUGGUUGAAGAACGCGAUGCGCGCGCGCGGGCUGGCGACGACGAGCGGAGGACGGAAGACGAGCGCGGGCUCGUUCGAAUAUCUCCUCGCGGAGAAGGCGGAAUUGGAGGCGGGCGUGAAGCGGGACGCGGAGACGCGGGAACGGCGGCGGUUGGACGACGAGAAUUUGGAGGCGAGACGGCUCGAGGAGGCGGCGGCGAUGAAGCGAGAGGCGGAGAUGGAAGAGGCGGCGGCGUUGAAAGCGUUGGAUAGUCACGAGGAGUUCUUGGACGCGCACGGGGAGGCGUUCGAGUUGAGGUACGACGCGGAGACGUUGGGAGCGAACGCGUUCGCGUCGUCGCGAAGCUCGGCCGCGACGACUUCUUCGGAAAGUGACGCGAAGGUUCUCGGGCAGUGCGCGUCGAAAGCGUUGCGCGCAGUCGUGAAACGCGGACUUGAGAGCGUGUCGAGCGCGCGCGAAGAAGACUUGUGGCGCGUGCUCUUGCUCGAGCGGUGGCUGCCGAUGCGUUGGGCGUCGGCGAAGCGCGCGUGCGACGAGCACACCAUGGAGUGGUUAUGGGACGUAGCUACGACGUGCUCGCGUCACGACGUUCGAUUGGCGGCGCGUGACUCGUUUUUGGCCGCGCUCGGUUUCGAUUGUAAGUGGGGUUCGCUGUACGACGCUCGAGAGCAGAGGUACGACUACAGACUCGGCGCGCCCGCGGAUGGGAGAUCGCAGUGUCCGCCUCCGGCUUGGAUACUUUGCGCGAGCACCGUGUGCGAUACAUUGCGCACUUUCGGUGCGCGAGACUACGUGAACUCGCAGCGUUCAUCACUAUCCGCACCGGCGACCCCUGCGAACGAGGACGACGCGCUUUGUUUGCGCCCAGAACUCUUCGUCGUGGCGGAGAUGGUGACUGCAGUUUGCGACAACGCCUUCGCGCGGAACGUCGAAGCGUUCGAUAAUGUCGAUGGAUGCGCUAGGAUGCUGCAAAUGUUUGUGUCCAUCGCGAUCGACUAUCGCGCGCAGGCUUUGGGAUGGGUUCUCCAAGACGCCGCGGCGGCGCUCCUCGCGAGCGUUCCGCAAAAAUCGUGGGACACGUUCAAAUCCAAGGCGAUCCGUUACCUGCUCGAGAUCAGUUCCAACAUAGACUCAAACGCAACGGAGGAGGACGAGUAUGCGAACGUCGGUGUGUACGCGCGCGUCGUGCAAUGGUUGCCGAACCUCACGAGCCGCGACAGAGAUUUGCGAGACGCGCUCGCGGCGGCGUCCGCCGUCUCGAUUCGACACCUCCUACCAUUUGCCAAAUCCACCGCCAGCGUAGGUAAGAAGCCAAAAAGGAUCACACCCGCGGAGCUGAUGAAGAUCAUCCCGAAGCUUGCUCGCGACGACGCGCAGUCAGUUAUUGCUCGUCGACGAGCCGCGAUGGAACAUUUGUCCGACGUCGUCGUCCGACAAGACACCCCGGCGAAAGAGGUCUGGUCCGUCAUCGUGUGCAUGGAUCUCGUUGACGUCACUCUGAACGGCGGUCGCGUCGUCGAUGCCGAGGAAAACGACCCAGAGGGCGGUCUCCAGCUCUUCACCCGUUUCCUCUCGCGCAAGGUGUCGAAAUCGAACCGCCGGUCGCUCGGCGAACUCCGCACCAAACUCUUCUCCAUGGGCACUCGAUACGAACGCGCCGUCAAGGAACACGACAAGCGUGCAGUUGCGCGAAAAGAAUCCAUUUACGCCGUCGAUUAG